UAUUGACAUAAGAAAAGGUGAUAAGAAAAGAACAUAACCUCAAAUAUUGCACUGUGUUUUGAUGGAAAACGUGCAAAAUGUUUUUCGAUAAUUCCUCAGAUAGUGAUGAGCCAUCAAAUAUGCAUACUCUGCACAGUGUCAAACAUUCUUUAAUAAUAGAUUCCUGCAAAGAAAGCUUGUUUGAAGGAACUGACAGAACAGAUUCACCGGUUUUCGUAGAGCUUCCAUAUCCCAUACAUAAGCCUCUGAAAACCUCGGAAGAUUUGGUUUCCAAGAUGAUUAAAGAGAAGGAAAAAUACAAUAAGAUCGUACAUUCCAGGAAGCGCAGAUAUAUGAAGUAUGACAAAGUUCGUGUGAAUGAACAUGAGUACAGUGGACACAAAUAUAUGUACAUACCAAAGUAUGUAAUAGAUUACUAUGACGAAGAAGAACCUGAAGAUAUAUACAAGGGUGACUACAAUCAUUACUACACUGGUGGCAAUCUUGCACAUUUCCAACACAAUAACUUUGAUUACUUAGCCCGACCAGACCUCCACAACAACUUAUGUAUCAAUCGGGUGCCAAACAUGAAUGUUAUAGAUGAUGUUGUACAAACUAAUUAUACCUCUGAUAGUAUUAUUUACGGCAUACGAUCUGAAAAAACCAGUGAUGGACCGUAUUUAGUUUUAAGAGAAAAAAACAAAGUGACAGCUGUGAGAUGUGAUAACGUGGGUACAGUGACGAAAAAGUACAGUAGAGCGUACAAACAACCCAUCUUUGACGCUAUGAUAAGUGAAGACUUUAAAUUGGGAGUCGUUUUUUCCAAUAUGAAGUUCUCGGUUAGAGAUAUGGAGACUGAUACCUCACUUUAUAGUUUUAAGAACGAACUCGACACUGAUGUUGAUAACUUUCAGCAGUUUCGCUUUUUAGACAAUCAGACAGUGGUUCUAAUGAGUAGAAGCACAGUGCAUAUAUUAGAUGUACGGACGCAAAGUGUAAGUGGUAGUUUUAAGCCUAAAUUGUUACCUUGUAAUCCAAUGUACAACUUCGUGAUUAUCGGGAAUGACUUAAUAUUAGCAUCACGCCAUUAUUUGUAUAGAGCCGAUAUUCGGGACUUUGAAGACACUUCAUAUUACUCACAUUUCAUCAAAAAUGCUCCUUGUUAUAUAGAUUUUACUAUCAAAGGUUGUGAUACUUAUUUGACUGUGUGUGGACAAAGCUACGACAAUAGAGCAUUGUUUACAGGCGAUUCACCAUAUUCACUACCAUACGAUAUUCCUAAUUUGAAAGAAACUCUAGUGCAGACUAAAUUAAAACACCCACCUUUAGUGCUUCAAGAUUACUUAGAUCCUAAGGUAGAACACUGUCUAACAGGAUGCAAAAUUUUAACCGUUAAUGAAAACGUAUGCCUGUACACUUCUAACUGUUUCGGUGAAAUAUUUCAACAAAAUGUCUAUGAAGAACAACCUGAUACCUACGAACCUGUGACGAGGAUGUACGAGUGGUCAAAAACAGUUGAAAAUCCAAAAGCAACCCUUCAUGCCACCAAUUUUGAGCAAGUUUCUGAUAUCAAGUUCUCCUUAGACGCUCCCGUUGCCAAAGAAAAAUCAUCACAGAAGCAUCCUGCAAAGAACAAAGAAGAGAAAUUCCUGGAAAAAUUUGAAGAAAAAUACUCUACACAGAAUGUGAACAGUGAAUUCGCUAAGGAUUUUUUAAAUGUUUGGGAAGAUAGUGAAGAAGAGGUUGCAAUAGAGACCAUACCGAAAGAACAAUCUAGUCAAAGGACCAAAAAUUGGGUUGACCUACACAAUUUUGGACAUCCAGAUUUAGGACAACACAGCAAACAGUGAUAGUUUUAUGAAAUUUAAUAAACUAUUUAUAUUUUUGAUACACAUUUAAUAUAUAUUUGAUGGGA
This is a messenger RNA of Diabrotica virgifera virgifera (western corn rootworm), 1894 nucleotides long. RefSeq lists its product as uncharacterized. Lineage: Eukaryota; Metazoa; Arthropoda; Insecta; Coleoptera; Chrysomelidae. The coding region runs from base 78 to 1829 and encodes 583 amino acids. The record is from RefSeq and is a predicted model, not a curated record. The transcript has a single exon.